AUGUCUUUAUACACUACCGCACAGAAGGCGAAGCGUCGCGCGACCCACACGCGUCCUGAGCUCACAGACGAGCAAAAGCAGGAAAUAAAGGAGGCCUUUGAGCUGUUUGACACUGACAAGGACGGGGCAGUGGAUUAUCACGAACUGAAAGUCGCGAUGCGGGCUUUGGGCUUCGACUUAAAAAAGCCUGAAGUUCUGAAGAUAUUAAGAGAUCACGAUAAACACGGGCAUGGCUUGAUGGAAUUCGAGGACUUUGCUAAAAUAAUGAGCGAGCGGAUACUCUCGCGGGAUCCAAUGGAGGAAAUAAGACGAGCAUUUCAAUUAUUUGAUGACGACGGGAGUGGGAAGAUUAAUCUCAGAAACCUGCGACGUGUUGCGAAGGAGUUGGGAGAACCACUAGACGACGAUGAAUUGCAAGCGAUGAUCGACGAGUUCGAUCUGGAUCAGGACGGAGAAAUUAACGAGCAGGAAUUUUUUGCAAUCAUGACGGAUGAUGCUUAA
Molecule: messenger RNA, 501 nt
Organism: Cantharellus anzutake
Lineage: Eukaryota; Fungi; Basidiomycota; Agaricomycetes; Cantharellales; Hydnaceae
Product: Ca2+-binding EF-hand protein
Exons: 3
Coding region: 1-501 (166 amino acids)
Biological process (GO): spindle pole body duplication
Cellular component (GO): half bridge of spindle pole body; mitotic spindle pole body
Molecular function (GO): microtubule binding; calcium ion binding
Source: RefSeq, a predicted model, not a curated record